Molecule: messenger RNA, 829 nt
Organism: Octodon degus (degu)
Lineage: Eukaryota; Metazoa; Chordata; Mammalia; Rodentia; Octodontidae
Gene: Mrpl21
Product: mitochondrial ribosomal protein L21
Exons: 7
Coding region: 195-698 (167 amino acids)
Biological process (GO): translation
Cellular component (GO): ribosome; mitochondrial large ribosomal subunit
Molecular function (GO): RNA binding; structural constituent of ribosome
Source: RefSeq, a predicted model, not a curated record
CCUCCCUCCGGCCUGCCACUCGAAGGUUCAGCUCGCAGGGCGCUUCCUUUUCACCAGGUAUUGGGGGUCAAGCCCAGGAGUGCUCAUCCAGCAAGCUAUUUCUCCAGCCUUUUUUUUUUUUUUUGAGUCAGGGUCUCUCUAAGUUGCCCAAGCUGCCCACAGACUUGUGAUCUUCCUGCUGAAGGCUCCUGAGUAUGCGCCAUUGUGCCUGGCUCUACACUUGGAGGUAUGUUCCUAAAACAUCCCUGAGUUCUCCACCUUGGCCAGAAGUCGUUCUACCAGACCCAGCUGAGGAAACCAGAUACCACACAGAGGUCGUGAAGAAGGUGAACGAGCUGAUCGCCACAGGCCAGUACGGCCGGCUCUUUGCCGUUGUGCACUUCGCCAGCCACCAGUGGAAAGUGACCCCCGAAGACCUGAUCCUGAUUGAAAAUGACUUAGAUAUCAAGUGUGGAGAGAGGAUCCGGCUGGAGAAGGUCCUGCUGGUUGGAGCAGACAACUUCACGCUGCUUGGCAAGCCACUCCUUGGAAAGGAUCUUGUUCGAGUUGAAGCCACAGUCAUUGAAAAGACAGAAUCAUGGCCAAAGGUCAACAUGAAGUUUAAGAAGAGGAAAAACUACAGGAAGAAAAAAAUUAUCGUGAACCCUCAGACCAUCCUCCGGAUUAACACCAUUGAGAUUGCUCCAUGUUUGCAGUGAUCACCGAGCUGACAUCUAAGUAUAAUAUAGCUGGGCAUGACGGCACACCCCUGGGACCCCAGCACUCUGGGAGACCGAGGCAGGAGGAUCAAAAGUCUGAACCCAGCCGGGUGUGGCGGCGCAUGCCUGUA